Molecule: messenger RNA, 777 nt
Organism: Mesocestoides corti
Lineage: Eukaryota; Metazoa; Platyhelminthes; Cestoda; Cyclophyllidea; Mesocestoididae
Source: the annotation of a GenBank genome assembly
GUCGGUCCUAAUUUGGAUAGUGGUAAGGGCUAUGGAGUGGCCACACCCCCUGGCUCGGAUCUGCGCGACCGACUGAACCUCGCCGUGCUGGAGCUGAAGGAGAUGGACUGGAUCGCCCAGCUCUACCGUCUGUGGUGGGAGGAACGAGGAGAGUGCGGGCGGAUGUCCACGUCAUCCGAUCGUUCUAACACGGUGGUUUUUGAAUUGAAUCAGAAGAACUCUGGCACAAGUUCGCUCGGAAUUGACAGCGUGUACGGACUCUUCUACCUCCUGUCUGGCGCCCUUGUGAUUGGAGUGGUGUUGGCCGUCAUGGAGUUCGUCUACCGUUGCGCUGUCGACGCCAAACGAACAAAGGCAAGCGAUAACUUUGCGCACCUCUUAGAAGACUACUGCUACCAUUCUGUUAUUUUUAGUAGUAAAUCCGGUUUCUUUAAGUCUACACAUCACGAAACCUCUUCUCCCAUUGCUCACACACCUCUCAAAAUCGAUUUUCGAAGCUUCGCCGAGGUGUUCUGUGAGAUGGUUCGUCACGCAGCAGGCAGCAGUCGAGCGCACCUGAAAAUUCCGAUGACCUUCCGAGCGUCGUCUGCGAAGGCCGCGGCAACAGCACCAGACAGCAACAAUCAACCCCACGACCUCUCCACCACUGUUCUCACCUGCGACAACACCAACGAAGACUCACCUGGGCGGCAGAACUUUGUGCAACACUUCUACCCCCCCGCCACAUGGCGGGGCAGGCGGAAUGAGUCCCAGGAACGAAUCAAUUAUUGUCUGUGA